AUGUUCCUCCAUUCAUUUGCUCAAACUCACCAAGUAGACGACCUUCCUGAUAUCCACUGUUCCUCCAUUCAUUGCUCCAAACUCACCAAUAGACGACCCUCUGAUAUCCUUGUUCCUCCAUUCAUUUGCUCCAAAACUCAACCAGUAGACGACCCUCUGAUAUCCUGUUUCCUCCAUUCAUUUGCUCAAACUCACCAAGUAGACGACCCUCUGAUAUCCCUUGUUCCUCCAUUCAUUUGUUCAAACUCACCAAAUAGACGACCCUCUGAUAUCCACUGUUCCUCCAUUCAUUUGCUCAAACUCACCAAACGACCUCUGAUAUCCACUGUCCCUCCAUUCAUUUGCUCAAACUCUUCAAAUAGACGACCUCUGAUAUCCUUUGGUUCCUCCAUUCAUUUGCUCAAACUCUACCAAAUAGACGACCUUCUGAUAUCCCUUGUUCCUCCAUUCAUUUGCUCAAACUCACCAAAUAGACGACCUCUGAUAUCCCUUUUGUCUUCCAUUCAUUUGCUCCAAACUCACCAAGUAGACGACCUCUGUAUCCAAUUGCUUCUCUAUUCAUUUGCUCAAACUUUCCAAAUAGACGAAUCUCUGAUAUCCCUGUUCCUCUAUUCAUUUGCUCAAACUCACCAAAUAGACGACCCUCUGAUAUCCUCAUUUCUCCAUUCAUUUGCUCAAACUCACCAAACAGACGACCUUCUGAUAUCCACUGUUCCUCCAUUCAUUUGCUCCACGACCCUGAUAUCCCCUUGUUCCUCCAUUCAUUUGAUAUCCAGACGACUGUUCCUCCAUUCAUUUGCUCAAACUCACCAAGUAGACGACCCUCUGAUAUCCUUUUGUUCCUCCAUUCAUUUGCCCAAAACCUCACCAAAUGGACGACCCUCUGGUAUCCUUUGUUCCUCCAUUCAUUUGCCCAAACUCACCAAGAAGAUGACCUCUGAUAUCCACUUUGUUCCCUCCAUUCAUUUGCUCAAACUCACCAAGCAGACGACCCUCCUGAUAUCCACCGUUCCUCCCAUUCAUUUGCUCAAACCUUUCCAAAUAGACGACCUCUGA
This is a messenger RNA of Acanthosepion pharaonis, 1056 nucleotides long. NCBI's taxonomy places the organism in Eukaryota, Metazoa, Mollusca, Cephalopoda, Sepiida, Sepiidae. The record is from the annotation of a GenBank genome assembly.